CUCAACAUCACCGCCGAGCACGCAGCUACUUAAAUACCACCUUGCCUCUCUGCUGCCUCUCCAUCCUCCCCCAUCGCCCGUUACCCACCCCGACCUCAAGCCGAGCCUGCUUCAGCUUCGGGAUCACAAUCUCUUCACUUUCUCACACCCUUUCCCUUCAUUUUCGCUCUCCAAACCCUCGUUGCAAAAUGUCGGCUGAACCAGACCACGCGAAGCCCAAGGUGGAUCUCUCCAAGGACCCCUCCGGAGCCGAGCAUAGAGAUACCGACGAGACUGCAACAGCCAUCCUCAAGAAAAAGAAGAAGCCGAAUUCGCUGAUCGUCACCGAUGCCGUUAACGAUGACAACUCCAUCAUCGCCCUGUCGAACAACACGAUGGAGACGCUGCAGCUAUUCCGCGGCGACACAGUCUUGGUCAAGGGCAAGAAGCGGAAAGACACGGUUCUGAUUGUCCUGGCUGACGAUGACCUCGACGAUGGCAGCGCACGGAUAAAUCGAGUUGUCCGCCACAACCUCCGUGUCAAGCACGGCGACAUCAUCUCUGUCCACCCAUGCCCAGACAUCAAAUAUGCGAAGCGCAUUGCAGUCCUUCCCAUCGCAGAUACCGUCGAGGGUAUCACCGGCUCAUUAUUCGACGUUUUCCUCGCCCCAUACUUCCGAGAAGCGUACCGACCCGUCCGGCAAGGCGAUACUUUUACAGCCCGCGGAGGCAUGCGACAAGUAGAGUUUAAGGUUGUCGAGGUAGACCCUCCAGAGUUUGGCAUCGUUGCCCAAGACACAGUCAUCCACUGCGAAGGGGAGCCGAUACAGCGCGAGGAUGAGGAAGGCAACCUCAACGAGGUCGGCUAUGACGAUAUCGGUGGGUGCCGAAAGCAGAUGGCUCAGAUUCGAGAGCUGGUUGAACUGCCCUUGAGGCAUCCCCAGCUCUUCAAGUCGAUUGGCAUCAAGCCCCCUCGCGGUAUCCUCAUGUACGGCCCGCCCGGUACCGGUAAGACGCUUAUGGCCCGAGCUGUUGCCAACGAGACUGGCGCCUUUUUCUUCUUGAUCAACGGUCCCGAGAUCAUGUCGAAGAUGGCUGGUGAAUCCGAGUCUAACCUGCGAAAAGCCUUUGAAGAGGCCGAGAAGAACUCACCGGCCAUCAUCUUCAUUGAUGAAAUUGACUCAAUCGCACCCAAACGUGAGAAGACCAACGGUGAGGUCGAGCGGCGUGUGGUUUCCCAGUUGCUUACCCUGAUGGACGGCAUGAAGGCCCGGUCAAAUGUCGUCGUCAUGGCCGCCACCAAUCGACCAAACUCCAUCGAUCCCGCUCUUCGACGUUUCGGGCGGUUCGACCGUGAGGUUGACAUCGGCAUCCCCGACCCUACUGGACGUCUUGAAAUUAUGCAGAUCCACACUAAAAACAUGAAGCUUGGGGAUGACGUCGACCUUCAGACAAUUGCCGCCGAAACCCACGGUUACGUCGGUUCCGAUUUGGCCUCGCUCUGCUCCGAGGCUGCCAUGCAACAGAUUCGUGAGAAGAUGGAUCUCAUUGACUUGGAUGAGGACACAAUCGAUGCCGAGGUCCUCGACUCUCUCGGUGUCACCAUGGAGAACUUCCGCUUCGCUCUCGGUGUCUCCAACCCAUCGGCUCUUCGUGAAGUUGCUGUUGUCGAGGUUCCCAACGUUCGCUGGGAGGACAUUGGUGGUCUUGAAGACGUUAAGCGCGAGCUCAUUGAGAGCGUGCAGUACCCCGUCGAUCAUCCCGACAAGUUCCUCAAAUUCGGUCUCUCCCCAUCUCGAGGUGUGCUCUUCUAUGGCCCGCCUGGUACGGGUAAGACCUUACUCGCUAAGGCCGUUGCCAACGAGUGUGCUGCCAACUUUAUUUCAAUCAAAGGCCCCGAACUACUAUCCAUGUGGUUUGGUGAGUCUGAGAGCAACAUUCGAGACAUCUUUGACAAGGCACGAGCUGCCGCACCCUGCGUCGUCUUCCUCGAUGAACUGGAUUCUAUUGCCAAGUCACGUGGUGGAUCUGUUGGUGAUGCUGGUGGCGCCUCUGACCGUGUUGUCAACCAACUGCUGACUGAAAUGGACGGUAUGACCUCAAAGAAGAAUGUCUUUGUCAUUGGUGCCACGAAUCGCCCAGAGCAACUUGACAAUGCCCUCUGCCGUCCCGGACGUCUCGAUACGCUCGUCUAUGUUCCUCUGCCUGACCAGUCUUCUCGCGUUGGCAUUUUAAAGGCCCAGCUCCGCAAGACUCCGGUCGCUCCCGAUGUCGAUUUAGAGUACAUUGCCGCCAACACUCACGGGUUCUCCGGUGCCGAUCUCGGCUUUGUCACUCAGCGUGCCGUCAAGCUUGCUAUCAAACAGUCCAUUUCGAUGGAAAUUGAGCGCACCAAGGCCCGUGAGGCUGCUGGUGAGGACACCGAGAUGGACGAGGCCGACGACCUCGUCCCAGAGCUCACCAAGGCCCACUUCGAAGAGGCCAUGCGCUCGGCCCGCCGAUCAGUUACCGACGUUGAAAUCCGCCGAUAUGAGGCUUUCGCUCAGAGUAUGAAGAACUCCGGUGGCUCAAGCUUCUUCCGCUUCCCAGAGGACGAUAACGCACAGAGCGACUCCAACCCCUUUGGUACAGCGGGUGAGGACGAGGAUCUGUACAACUAAGGGAUCGGCUUUCUUCGUUCAUAUGGUGGGUCAUGGGCUUGUCUUUUCAGGCGCUUAUACGAUCAUCUUCCCUUUACCAUAUCAUUGGGGAGAUAUAGACUGAGUUAGUAAUUCCUCUCUGGUUUUCCAAACGAGAAGAUGCAGGCGCCUCUUUUCUAGCCAAGGCGGAAGAUGGAAGGUGGUUAGUCUACGAAGGGAACCUGCAUCAUGCUGUGCAUAAGGGUCUUUUUACUCGGAUAUGAUGAUAGCGUGGAAAUGACAUGUAUGCAUGCUUAGAAAUGUGUGUGUUUGUUGGU
Lindgomyces ingoldianus is the source of this 2935-nucleotide messenger RNA. Its product is annotated as AAA ATPase. The transcript is spliced from 6 exons. Gene Ontology annotation, biological process: autophagosome maturation; mitotic spindle disassembly; retrograde protein transport, ER to cytosol. Bases 189 to 2639 code for a protein of 816 amino acids. Lineage: Eukaryota; Fungi; Ascomycota; Dothideomycetes; Pleosporales; Lindgomycetaceae. The record is from RefSeq and is a predicted model, not a curated record. Gene Ontology annotation, cellular component: VCP-NPL4-UFD1 AAA ATPase complex; nucleus; cytosol. Gene Ontology annotation, molecular function: ATP hydrolysis activity; polyubiquitin modification-dependent protein binding; ATP binding.